Amphibalanus amphitrite is the source of this 1458-nucleotide messenger RNA. RefSeq names its product neurogenic locus notch homolog protein 1-like. NCBI's taxonomy places the organism in Eukaryota, Metazoa, Arthropoda, Thecostraca, Balanomorpha, Balanidae. Bases 210 to 806 code for a protein of 198 amino acids. The transcript is spliced from 3 exons. The record is from RefSeq and is a predicted model, not a curated record.
AACGGCGGCGGGCCUUGCGCCGAGUCCAAGGGAAUUCCAUUGUCUGUCGCCGUGCGCUGCAAGGAAAUGUCUGUCAUCAGAUACACACGCGGCCGGCCAGGGGAACAUCCGGGCUGGACCUGCAGCGGCAGUCGCUGCCGUGACCGCGCCGCCCGACUAUUUAGGCGGCCGCGGCGGCCACAGAGCUCACUCGCUCCUCAGCCUCAGCCAUGUUCACUUCCUCCGCCCUCGCAACGCUCCUGGUGGCUUCGGCCUCGGUCCAGGCCGCCUCGCCCUUUUCACGCCGCAUGGAGUUCUGCGGCCACCAGCCGUGCCUGCCGCCGAAUCGGUGCCAGGACGUGGACGGUGUCAGUGUGUGCAUGCGCUUGGAGGCACCCACCUGUGCCGGUGUUCCCUGCGAGCCUGGCUACCAGUGCGCCCUGAUGCAGGACGUCUGCGUCUCGCUGCCCUGCCACCCGAAACCCUACUGCGUCAAAACCAACCCGUGCGGCGACUGCGCCUCUCCGGAGCGGUUCUGCCAGCUGCUGCCCACGCCCGUCUGCCGGCCCGUGGUGGAGCCCACCUGCGACAACAAGGUGUGCCUCGACGGCGAGAUCUGCGCCGAGGUACCCGACAACAUCUGUCUUUCGCCGCCGUGCCUGCCCAAGCUGCUGUGCACGGACGCCGCCGCCUGGUACCAGGUGGCCGGCAGCCUGGCCGAGAAGGUGAAGCCCUCCGCCGACUCUAAGGCCAAGGCGGAGGAGCUCCGGCUCAAGAUCUCCGGUGAGGGUGGCUCGGAGAAGAACAACAGUCAGGAGGAUGACUGAGGAGUGAUCGGGCUGCCUGGUCGAUAAGUUGUUGUAGUCGAUGUUGAGCUUCUUUUCUACAGUUCUUUGCUGCCAGUUAUUGUGAGAGUGCCGAGUGAGCGUGAGAACAAGUUGAGGACGGAUUUGUUCGUGUUGUGUGCAUGAAAAGUAGAUGUUUUUCCUUUUUAAAACAUCAAUUACGUAUUGUCUAUUUAUUCAUAUACAUGACCGUGUGCACUGUCCAGCUUUACUUCUUUGUGUUCUUGAAGGCCGCUUUGCCGCCAGUCUCCAGUCGAGACAAUGGCCCCGAUCAUGACAUAGAUGUUUAGAUAAGGUCUACUGACAUGGACACACACCAACCGUAACGGCAGACUGUUGUGCUCACUUUAUGUGGCGUGUAUCUUACGGUCGAGUGCAAGCUGCACAAGGGCAUUUGUUCUACUAUAGACCGACAUUGUGAACUAGCACAAUUCACAUGUCACGAGCCUUGUUACGCGCAUAGUAUUGAACAGAUUAACAUGUUACAAAUUAUUUGAUCCGUUUUGCAUGCUUCCUUUCACCUUGUGACAGCGACGCUCGCGUAUCAUUUUUUUGGACAAUCGCAAGCCGUGGUAAAAUGGCGUGGUAUAUGAAGAUUGUGUGAUGACAGCAAUACAUAGUGUUAUAUCGUGAA